Hypoxylon trugodes is the source of this 2791-nucleotide messenger RNA. Its product is annotated as glutamine synthetase/guanido kinase. The record is from RefSeq and is a predicted model, not a curated record. Bases 88 to 2718 code for a protein of 876 amino acids. Gene Ontology annotation, molecular function: hydrolase activity; glutamine synthetase activity. NCBI's taxonomy places the organism in Eukaryota, Fungi, Ascomycota, Sordariomycetes, Xylariales, Hypoxylaceae. The transcript is spliced from 2 exons.
CCAUCAUAUAAACUCUUUUCUCUCAUUUUCAUUUAGCAGCUACGCCCCCCUUUUUUUUCACUAAGGGAUAGAAUAGAAAGUCGGAAGAUGGCGUCAGCGUAUGAAGAUUUCAAGUUGCUCACCGCAGCUAUCGAUAACACACCCCUCAUUGACAACCACGCCCAUCCACUGCUCAAAGCUGAUAGUGUGAAUAAGCACCCACUACUCUCUAUCGCUACCGAAGCAAAUGGAGAUGCGCUAGAAACCUCAAAGAAUAGUCUUUCUCAUAUUCGAACUGUUAAGCAUCUAGCGGAGGUCCUAGGUUGCGAGCAAACAUGGGACGCUGUGGAGACAGGUGUCGAGCGAAAACGACUCGAAUCUCGCGAUGGUUGGAUUAAACGCUGUUUCGAUGGCAUUGAAACCAUUCUCAUUGACGAUGGACUUGAUAUACCGGGUCAAGCCGAAACUUGCUCAUGGCAUAGUCAAUUCACAAAAAGUGAAUGCAAGCGUAUUGUGCGACUUGAAACUGUGGCAUCGGAUAUUAUUGCCCGUCAUUUCGUUCCGGCUUCUGGUCCAGCGCAUAUUACUGAGAAAGAUUCAAGACAGUUUCUAGACCUAUUCUCAGCGGAAAUUGUGAAAGCCAUUUCCGACCCUGAGGUGGUUGGUUUCAAGUCGAUUAUCUGUUAUCGACGAGGAUUGGAUAUUCCACCUAUAGAAGAUCUAGACGCGCCGGGGGUGACGCUAACACUCAAAGAAAUUGCAAAUGCGGGUUUGAAAACCGAGGAACGAGUUGGAAGUUCUUUGAGAAGAAGAUUGGAAAACUCAGAUUUGAAUUGCCUCAUCGUUCACGUUGCGGCGCAAUAUGUCAACGAUGCUCCUGGACCCAAGAAACCUAUCCAAUUCCAUACUGGUCUUGGCGAUAACGACAUGACGCUUACUAAGUCAUCGCCGUCUCACUUGCAGACAUUCAUUCGGGGAUACCCCAAUGUCCCAAUCGUAUUGCUACACGCCGGAUAUCCUUGGACAAGAGAGACGGCUUAUCUAGCGGCGAUGUACCCUAAUGUUUAUGCUGACAUCGGGGAAGUAUUUCCUUGCAUCAGCCGUCAAGGACAGGAGGGUGUCGUGAAGGAGAUGCUAGAAGUAUGCCCAUGGUCUAAGAUCUUAUGCAGCACAGAUGGACAUGGCUUCCCAGAAAUGUUCUUGACGGCCACCACACAGAUUCGUUCUGUGUUAAAAACGGUACUAGGAGAACUCAUCCAAGUCCAACAACUAGACGAGAAGCAAGCCGUGAGGCUGGCCCAGGAUAUUCUUUUUUUCAACUCGAAGAAGCUUUACAACCUCGAGACCAAGUCUAUGCCACCAAGCAUUACACAGCUACCGCUACUUCCGAAAACCACUUGGAGCAACCAGACAAUCAUCCAAAAACUCCAAAGCCUAAACGCUAAAUACCUGCGCGUCUACUGGCACGACUACACAUCCAGCUCGAAAUGUCGCCUCAUCCCUAUUAAGCAAGUUUACAGGACCUUAUCGAGCGGUAAACCUGUCACCCUCAACAUCACCCAAUGCGUCUUCGGGCUUCUGCAGACGGACGCUAUGAUCCCGCAAGUCAAUGCAAGCGGCAUGUACGUAGUCCAGACGGACUGGUCAACUCUGAAGCCCGGCCCCGCCGACGGCCACGUAAGUUGCUUCGGAUACUUCACGCAACAAGACGGUUCUGAAGUCCCUACAUGCCCACGCUCGCUGUUACGCAGGAUAAUCAAUAACGCCGCAGCGCAAGGUCUAACCUUCCUAUUCGGCUUCGAAAUCGAAUUCGUCGUCAUGGAGCGCAAUCCCGACCGGAACAGUCCUGAUAAAUUCCAAACCCUACGCACAGACGGGCAUUCCUGGUCAAUGUCAAGAAUCUUAGCAGAUUGGGGCCGCGAAGGUAGUUUCUCUACCGCCGUCGAUGAGAUCCUCGACGCGCUAGAAGAAGCCGAUAUCGCAGUCGAUCAAUUCCACCCAGAAAACGCACCUGGCCAAUUCGAACUCGUCCUCGGCGCUUUACCUCCGCUCGAAGCGUGCGAUAGCGUAUUACACGCGCGUCAAAUCCUAGAAUCCGUGUCUGCGCGUCACGGAUUCCGAGUAACAUUGCACCCUAAACCAUUCGCGACGGCCUGUGGCUCGGCCUCGCAUACACAUCUCUCUAUCUCCUCCCCAGGUGGUGAUAAGCCCGAACUAUACGAGUCGUUCUACGCUGGCAUCUUGACACACCUCCGCGCCAUCCUAGCGUUUACAUAUAGUAACCCGACGAGCUACGAGCGCAUGCUUGAUAGUUUCUGGGCCGGCGGUCGGUGGAUUACGUGGGGUACGCAGAAUAAGGAGGCCCCUUUGCGUAAAGUCGAGGGGAGUCACUGGGAGAUUAAGACCGUAGACGGGCUCGCAAAUCCGUAUUUUGCUGUCGCGGCAUUUAUAGUUGCGGGCGUUGACGGUAUCAACAAGAAGAUAUCCUUGACUUGGGGUGAUUGUCUAGGAGACCCGGCGAGGUUUAGUGCGCAGGAGAGGAAGGAGUUGGGGAUCGAGGUUAUGUUUCCGGCGGAUUUAAGGGAGGCGCUUGGUGCGUUGAAGGAAGACGAGGUUUUAGGAGAGUUGUUGCAUCGGGAUGUUGUGCAGAGAUAUGUGGAUGUUAAAGAGGCAGAGUUGAAGAUGUUGGAACCGAUGACGUCGGAGGAUCGGAGACGGUGGGUUAUGGAGAGGUAUUAGAUGGGUAUCAAAUAUGGAGACCUCGUUAAGAUUCGAUUGAACCUGGAAUAGGAAUAAUUCGGAGUUUCAUCUA